CGCCUUAUCCAUAUUAUCACCCUUCUCGUCCCCCGUCAUCACACAUUCCAGCUUUUUCACAAACUGCAUAUCACCGCCUCGCACCACCCGCACGUCUACACCCCCUCCCACGGAUCGACUCCGGGGUCGAUAUCACUGCACCCCAUCACUACAGUAACAAUGUGCUGGGUCACUCUCACCCCGUCCAGAGGCAAAAAGAAAGGCUACCAGCCUACCUCGGAUUCCUCUUGUGUGGAGGACAUCGUUCGCAUACAUCGUAACCCGGCGUCUCCACGCUUAACCAACGUGCGUAUCAAGGCACCCAGUGUGGACGUCGAGGUAGACGAGAAACUCACUCAAGCACAUGUCUAUCCUCACUUGCAGCAUCACCACCGACACCCGCAUCUCCAUCCACUACACAUGCACCCUAUACACGGCGAGCACCAUCUCGGCGUUAGCCUAGGUCUAGGCCACCAGCACUACCGUGGCAGCCUCGACAUGUCUGAGGCCUGGGACCCUAAGCUACGAGGUCAAGGGCGAAAACGAUCAAUCCCAUCGCCAUGUCCGCCUCCACCAAAACCAGAACCAGCACCAGCACACCCUCCACCACCCUCUUGCUCCUCUUCCUCCUCUCCCCCUCCUUCAACAGCCCCAGCAGACACCUCCCCCCUCAUCCCCCCCAGCAUCCCCCGCGACCCAAUCUACCACACACAAAUCAUCCAACCCACCUCCCCCCGCGCCCGCGCCCGCGGUCCCGGCCCCAGCACCGUCCGCGAAACAACCCGCAUAGCCCUGCGCACCAGCACCGCCACCAGCAACCAGCCGCAGCAGCGACGCCCCCGAAAUAAUCUCCGCAGAGUAGCAGGCUACCAGGUGCUAGGCCGCCAGGUGCCUUGGGACUGGGAUUGUGUCAGUAGCACCGCCAGCAACAGCAGUAAUGCGGGAGGCGGGACCAAAGGCAAGUGGGUAAGGCGGAAGAGUGGAGGUGCGGGACUCGUGUAUCCGCCGUUUGGGGAUGCGGAGAAGUGGAUGUGAGAUUAUCAGCACAUUGAAAGGAAAAGAGGGGAAGGAAAAUGCCAUUAAAAGAGGCGCAUUUCAUGUCUAGGGCUAUUUUUACUAGGCUGAAGCUAGUAAAAGUAGGGUUCUGGGUUCUAGGGUUUU
This is a messenger RNA of Bipolaris sorokiniana ND90Pr, 1140 nucleotides long. RefSeq lists its product as uncharacterized. The transcript has a single exon. Lineage: Eukaryota; Fungi; Ascomycota; Dothideomycetes; Pleosporales; Pleosporaceae. The record is from RefSeq and is a predicted model, not a curated record. Bases 160 to 1014 code for a protein of 284 amino acids.